Messenger RNA from Alosa alosa (allis shad), 1424 nucleotides. RefSeq names its product deoxyribonuclease 1 like 4, tandem duplicate 1 (gene dnase1l4.1). Gene Ontology annotation, molecular function: DNA nuclease activity. The record is from RefSeq and is a predicted model, not a curated record. Gene Ontology annotation, biological process: DNA catabolic process. NCBI's taxonomy places the organism in Eukaryota, Metazoa, Chordata, Actinopteri, Clupeiformes, Clupeidae. The transcript is spliced from 10 exons. Gene Ontology annotation, cellular component: nucleus. Bases 187 to 1161 code for a protein of 324 amino acids.
CCAAUCAGAUCACAGAUGCUGUAACCUCAACAAAUAAAGUUCCACAGCAAGAGUGCCACUGUAGUUUGUUCCCUGAGAGACCAAGCUGGUUUCCUCAUCUGCUGUCCAUCGUUUCCUCAUCUCAAGAGGGCAAGCAGUUAUCAGCGAGCAUCCAGCAACAACUUCUGACCUUAAUACACAGACAUCAUGAAGGUGGCAUCAUUCAACAUUCAAAAAUUUGGGAGAACCAAGCUCUCUAAUCCAGACGUACUCAGCAUUCUUGUCAAGAUUGUUUCACGUUACGAUGUUGUUGUGAUUCUGGAGGUGGUUGACGCAUCUGGAGAUUCAGUGGACACCUUCAUGGAGGUGCUUAACAAGGUGAAUAAGAAACAUCAUUACACCUUAAAAAUCAGCAGUCGCCUGGGAAGAAGCCGCUAUAAGGAGCAGUUUAUGUUUUUAUACAGGGACGAUCUGGUGAAUUUAGUGGAAUCAUACCAGUAUGCAGACAAGCAGCCUGGAGAUGAGGACGUGUUUGAGCGGGAACCCUACAUUCUACGCUUCCGCUGCCGCAAUACUGUGCUUAAAGACCUAGUUAUGAUCCCUGUACACACCAAGCCAGAAGAUUCAGAGAAGGAGUUGGAUGAGAUCUAUGAUGUUUUUCUGGAUAUUAAGAAGAAAUGGAGGACAGAUAAUGUCAUGAUAUUAGGUGACUUCAAUGCAGAUGGAUCUUAUGUAUCCAAAAAAGACAUGAAGGAAAUUCGCAUUCGCAGUGAUAAGAACUUUCACUGGCUCAUAAGCGAUGAUGUGGACACCACAGUAAACAAAGGCAAUGAUAACACCUAUGACAGGAUUGUGGUGUAUGGAAAUGACAUGCUGGAAGCUGUGGUCCCAAACUCUGCCAAACCAUUCAAUUUCCAAGCAGCUUAUGGACUUUCGACUGAGCAGGCCCUGAAAGUGAGUGACCACUACCCAGUGGAAGUGGAGCUGAAAAGGAGCACAACCACACGCCAGAGUACCGGGGAACUGAAAGCUGUUGACGAGACCCAACUAUUGGACUUUGCAGGGCGGAGAGACGACCAGGAGAUAAAGAAGGGGAACCUGCUUGAGCGCGAGAAGCUGAACUUGGAGAUGGAGACGCUGAGGCUUAAAAUGGCCAAGCUGGGGCACCAGGACGCCCAUUAGACACAGACCGCUCUGUGGUCCACUGCGGUUACAUCAUGUAGUGCAAGUACAGUGCUAGACCCAUGCUAAUAAUAGACAACAUUUUGUACAAUCAGUCACACUACUUUACAAAUGUGAAGUUUCACUAGAUGCCAAGACAUUUAUUUUUAAUUUUCUCUCUUCACAAGAGACAUGAAGUCAUCCUGUUAUGUGUAUUAAAAAUAUUCCAAAUCUGGACCCAAAUAAAAAGGGGGACAUUUCUGAGGUAUUCCCCAGGUUUGUAA